Messenger RNA from Aspergillus tanneri, 678 nucleotides. RefSeq lists its product as uncharacterized. The coding region runs from base 1 to 678 and encodes 225 amino acids. The transcript has 2 exons. The record is from RefSeq and is a predicted model, not a curated record. NCBI's taxonomy places the organism in Eukaryota, Fungi, Ascomycota, Eurotiomycetes, Eurotiales, Aspergillaceae.
AUGUUCUUUGAUCUUGUUAAUAAUAACAAGCGAUCUAAUGAAUUUUCAAAAACUGCUGGGGAUUGGAUUAAUCUCGCCCAGUUGGCGGCUGUUUUUGUCCCCUGUCUUCUCUUAUUUUUUAAGGGUCUCUACUAUCCGUCCGACCGUCACAGUUGCACACUAAAGAUCUUUAUGGCAAUGAUCUACCUUAGUUUCAUGCUUAUUUCUAUUAUCCCCCUCUUUAUUGAUGUUGUUGAUCAUGAUAUCUUCGGACCCUGGGACAGUCAUGACCGGGCUUUUGGACUUGGUUUAUUUUAUGGAUUCCACUUGUUUUAUGUCCACCCGAUUAUAACUCUCGUGGGAAUAUAUUCCUUUUUUCCCCAGGCUCACGAACUUGACUCUCGGACCAGGCUGCACGCUCUUAGCAAGACAGGCCUGGCUAUACAGGCCAUUACCUUUACCAUUGUUGCUAUUUCAUGGACUGUUAGGGUUAAACUAUACGAUGAUGUCCUCACGAAGCUUCCUUUGUGGAGCACCUUCAUGGACUGGUAUAGAUAUAUGUGGUGGGCGGCGGUGGAUAACAUGGUAUUUGCUACUAUCCAGGCUGGCUUGUUUUUCAAGGCACGUCAUAAGGCACGGCAGUUGGAAGGCGAGACGGAACCCUUACUCAGAGACCAGGUUGAGGACACGGAGACAUAA